AUGGACAAACACUGGUGCUUCAAGAAGGCCAGGUGGGAUGUCUUCAGAGACAAAUUCGAGGCCAGUUCAGAGGAUUGGGUUGUCCCAAGAUAUUGGACUGCCGACACCAUCGAAUAUCAGUGCAAAUCUUUCUAUAAGGAUUUGGAAAUGGCCUUAUCAGCCUCGUGUCCUCGUAUCACACCUAGUCUUGGCGGUCCACCUAGACCUCCAAAGUGGUUGACCACUGAGCUUGCUGCCCAAAGGACCCAGGUCCGAGUGGCAUACAAGCAAGCCCGGGAAACCAUGGAGGACUUAUGGACUGCCUACAGAGACCUUAGAAGGGUGUAUAAGAGAAGCAUUGCUAAUGCUAAGAAAGCCCAGUGGACUAAGUUCACUAGUGAUGUGUCAAACCUUGAAGGUAUGGCAAAACUGGCCCGAUCCCUGCUGAAGGACAAAGAUGCCUGCAUGGGAUUGAUGUCAAGUGGACAGCAGAAGACAUCCCCUGAUGAGGCUGUUGGUCUGCUGUUUGAUAUAUUCUUUCCUGGGUGUAAGAAUAGCCAACCGGAUCCCAUUCCCAUAAAGCCACUGGCUCAAGACAGUGAGCUGGACACUGAAGUUAUUUCAGAGCACAAGGUAAAACAAACCCUGGACUCUUUUGGACCACUGAAGGCUGCCGGACCUGAUGGUCUGAAACCCAUUGCACUGCAAGCAAUGGGACCAAAAUCCAGGUGCCGCCUUACUUACCUGUACAGGGCAUCCCUCACACUAGGUUACAUCCCAAAGGUGUGGAGGAAGGCCAGAGUUGUCUUUAUUCCCAAAGUGGGGAAGAAGCAUUACACUCAG
Molecule: messenger RNA, 822 nt
Organism: Paramuricea clavata
Lineage: Eukaryota; Metazoa; Cnidaria; Anthozoa; Malacalcyonacea; Plexauridae
Source: the annotation of a GenBank genome assembly